Molecule: messenger RNA, 2796 nt
Organism: Daldinia childiae
Lineage: Eukaryota; Fungi; Ascomycota; Sordariomycetes; Xylariales; Hypoxylaceae
Product: SET domain-containing protein 3
Exons: 1
Coding region: 1-2796 (931 amino acids)
Molecular function (GO): protein binding
Source: RefSeq, a predicted model, not a curated record
AUGACAGACAGGAUCUCAUCCUUACCUACGCAAUCGGUGACUCCGAGUCAGACGGUCGUACUUAGCCCAAAAUCUACCCCUACCUUACCGAACUAUGUCUCGAACAAGGUCCAGGGCGCGAUCGAAGAAGAACCGUACACGAUCAAGUGUAUCUGCAACUUCACUGACGAUGACGGGAACACUAUAUAUUGCGAAAUAUGUGAUACCUGGCAGCAUAUCGAAUGCUAUUAUCCGCUCAACAUGGACGAGGCCUUACGAGAAGAUUUUGCACACUCUUGUGUUGAGUGCAAACCCAGACCGCUCGAUCGCCAAGGCGCCUUCGACAGGCAACGACUACGACGGAGCAAGCCAAGUACAUUGGAGGCGUCCGAACGAAAAGUCAAACGACCUCCCACUAAAACGACAAAAAAGAAAACCAGACCAACAGACCUUGGGCCAAGUGGCCAGAUUAAUUUCGAUACCAACUUAAAAUAUUCUCAAGACCACCCACCCUCUCACCAACAUAAGAAGUCCAAAAGCACACACCGACCUAGUCAAUCAAUUAGUUCACAAAAUCCAAAACGCAGCCCUUCGUACGGGCAAAAGACUGGGAAUCCCCACGGUCAUCCGCCCAGUCCCGCCACAACACCUCCAGAUCUUCCCCACGAACUUGAGAUACAAUAUUCGAAUGCUUUCUUAAACCUGUAUAAAGACGACCGCGACGUGCCUAUCGUCCAGACAAAUUCUUUUGCUACUCUUUCUAUAUCAAACGUGCUAUCUAUAUGGCUGCGGGAUCACGAUAGAUUGAAAGCAGAAGCUGGGUGCAAAUUUGACGAAGUUUUCCAGUCUCUACCGCCCAAUAUUGACUCCCUUAGAAUAUUACCUCGGAUCGAAACUAGGAAGUUGCCCAUUGGACCGGAUACGAUUGUACACUGGCAGCAUCUUAGGACGUCCGAAACAAUCGACAAGAACAUACCUUUGAUGGAAUUAAAUGGCCAAAUCGGAAUACAAAAGGACUACUGCGAAGAUCCGGAAAAUCGUUGGCAAGAAUUAAGCACGCCGCUCCCCUUUGUCUUCUUUCAUCCUAUGCUUCCUAUUUACAUCGAUACCCGAAAAGAAGGCUCUCUUGCUCGUUAUGUACGACGAAGUUGUAAGCCAAAUGCGGUGCUGGAUACUUACUUAUCUGAUGGUUCUGAGUAUCAUUUCUGGCUAGUCAGCGAUCGACGGAUACUACCUUCUGAGCAGAUUACGAUCCCAUGGGAGUUCAAUCUUCAGAAGGACGUAGCGCGGAGGUGGGAACAGUUGCUCGGUCUUGGAGAUGAGGAAGCAGGUGCGCAACCAGAGUAUAAUGAAAAAGAGACGGAGACAUACCAAAGCAUUGCGUCUUGGGUUCAUGCUGUUCUUUCGGAAUACGGUGGGUGCGCAUGCGACUUAGGACCGGACUGCGCGUUUGCUCGUUUCCAUCGAACCUAUAUACUCAAGCCGCAACAGCAAUCAAAAGAAAUCAAGGGUGUGAAAAAGAAGUCUCGGAAGGCCAAAGCAAGCGCCAUUUCUCCGACCAGCACCGGCCAUGCGACUAACAGCCGUGCCCCUAGUGAGGGCCACGGCGAUGAUGGUGCGGAUAACGAUUCUGGGUCUUCGCAUAGCAAGCCUCCUAGCCGAGACAUGACUCCAGCACCACGACAAGGCUCCUUUGAUACGCUAGGCGUCUUAACAGAACUCACCGACAGAGAUAAGCGAAAGGUCCAGAUGGUUGAAGACUCAUUCCGCCGCAUGGAGCAACAGCAGCAACCUCCACGGAAAAAGAAAAGAACUUCCGAUGGUUCUGGCAAUUCAAACCCCACCUCAAAGUCCAAACCAAGAGGUUCGUUUAGUCAUCCAGGAGGUCUUUCUAAUGGGGUCAUAGAACGUCGUUACGUUGACGCCGGUACUUCGAGGAGCAUGUCUGGUUCUCCAUCUAGCGCAGUAUCACCACACACGACCGGCCAUUCUAAACAGUACGAUCCGCGCAACCUCUCAACGCAGGCUCUUGCGCGACAUUCCUCUGAGAGAGCCCGACCUGAAUAUUGUGAUGUUUCCGUUCAAACGGACCCGGUCGAUGGUGAAUGGUUUAGUGGUGACUGCCAAACGCCAAAGCCAAAGAGACGAGUCGUAUCAUUGUCGAAGCGUUUACUGGAAUCUCGACAUCGCUUGCGGGCAGAUGAAGAACGAAAGAGAAAGAUUCAUUCUACCUCUCCCAUUUCGAUAUCGUCCGCUACCGUCAAAAUGGACCUGGAUUCUCCUAAUGUGGAGCACAAUUUGACGGUAGUCCCUGAAAUAGAAAAGCCGGAUAAGCCAACGCCACCACGAGUCGAUUCACCUGUUGACACAUCAAUGGAGGAUGCACCAGUGUCGCCUACAGAUACCAAGAGUUCUUCGGUCGUAGUUCCAGUAAUACCUAAGCCGAUAAAAAACAACUCGCCCGAACUACGUGUUCAAAUGCCACCUGUCCCCGCGUUUAACGGUACGGUAGUUCCUAGUGUUACGACUCCAUUAUCUGCAUCUGGGACCCCAACCCAGUCACCAUUCUCUAGUAGUAAUAUACCUAGUCCAUUCGCACCGGCGUCGGUUAACGGGGUUGCGGUUCAGCCUAGCCCGAUCAAGAAGAAGCUGAGCUUGAGCGACUACACAAAAAGCAGGAUGAAUAAGGCAGCGGCAGCAAAACCAACAGGAGGCUCUUUGAAGCCGCCAAGUAUUGUGUUGGAGGAGGCUAAAUCACCAACGAGCUCGGAUAUUGCUACUAUGGAAGCUCCUGUUGCUGAUAAAAGCGCUGAAUAA